GGAGCGCCUGAAAAUGUAUCGCCAGGCUCUGGUGGCGGGUCUCCAUGGAGCGGCCAGACGGCCCACUAAUUUGGCUAAGACUCUCUCCCCUGAGCCAACCCUACUUUGCCUUCGAAUGGAAAGAUCCAACAUCGGGAAUGUCUGGUCAGCUGACAUGGACACGGCUACCUCAGGGAUUUAAGAACUCCCCGACCAUCUUUGAUGAAGCCCUCCAUCAGGAUUUGGCAUUAUAUAGAGAAUCAAAUCCCCAGGUAACAUUACUCCAAUACGUUGAUGAUAUUUUAUUAGCUGCUGAGACCCAAGAAGAUUGUAUCAAGGGUACUGAAAAACUGUUAACGGAACUUGGAACCCUGGGAUAUAGAGCCUCAGCCAAGAAAGCACAAAUAUGCCAACAACAGGUCAGUUACCUGGGGUAUCUAUUAAAAGGGGGGCAAAGAUGGCUCACGGAGAGCAGAAAGGAUACGGUGGCCCAAAUUCCGGCUCCCAAAAACGCCAGGCAGGUUAGAGAAUUUUUGGGGACGGCCGGAUUCUGUAGACUAUGGAUUCCAGGGUUUGCUGAGCUGGCAGCCCCAUUGUACCCCCUAACCAAAAACAGCACUCCUUUCGUUUGGGGCGAUAAGGAACAACGGGCUUUUGACCAAAUCAAACGAGCUUUACUUUCAGCUCCAGCCCUAGGACUGCCAGAUGUAACCAAACCUUUUCAUUUAUAUGUGGCCGAAAAUAAGGGCAUUGCAAAAGGAGUAUUGACUCAGAAAUUGGGUCCCUGGAAUCGCCCAGUUGCUUAUUUGUCAAAAAAAUUGGACCCUGUGGCAUCAGGAUGGCCCACCUGUUUAAAGAUAAUCGCUGCAGUGGCCGUUCUAGUCAAAGAUGCUGACAAACUAACUUUAGGACAAAAUCUAACGAUAACAGCUCCUCAUGCCCUGGAAAAUGUAGUCCGUCAACCACCGGAUAGGUGGCUAACUAAUGCCAGGAUGACCCAUUACCAAACCCUGUUGCUAAACUCAGAUCGCAUCAAGUUUGCUCCAGCCACAGGACUCAAUCCAGCCACCUUGCUACCUGAUCCUGACUUGGAAGGCUCCACCAUCAUACAUGAUUGUCAGGAAGUACUGGCCGCAGCACACGGCAGUAGGCCAGAUCUGAUGGACCUGCCCCUCCCUGAUGCUGAUUUCACCUGGUUCACGGAUGGGAGCAGUUUCCUGGAGGAAGGAUGGAUAGAGGCUUUCCCAACAAAGAAAGAAACAGCUGCUGUAGUAGCCAAGAAGAUUUUAGAAGAAAUUUUUCCUCGAUUUGGAGCACCAAAGGUAAUAGGGUCUGAUAAUGGUCCAGCCUUCGUCGCCCAGGUAAGUCAGGAUGUGGCCAGAUAUUUGGGGACUGAUUGGAAAUUACAUUGUGCAUAUAGACCCCAGAGUUCAGGUCAGGUAGAAAGAAUGAAUAGAACUCUAAAAGAGACCCUAACCAAAUUGUCCUUGGAGACUGGCGGUACAGAUUGGACGGUGCUCCUUCCUUUAGCCCUGUUCCGGGUUAGGAAUACACCUUCCCGGUACCAUCUUACUCAUUUUGAGGUGCUAUACGGGGCCCCACCUCCCCUUCUCACCUUAGGAGAAGAAAUAAAACCAGACUGUCAAAAUAACACUGACUUGUAUGCUAGGCUAUUGGGACUCCAACUGGUCCAAAAGGAGAUAUGGUCCCAACUCGCCGAGGCCUACCAACCGGGAACACCGGGAGAAACUCAUCCUUUCCAAGUCGGGGACUCCGUAUACGUCCGUCGGCAUCGAACCCAGACGUUGGAACCUCGAUGGAAAGGACCAUACACCGUCCUCCUAACCACCCCAACGGCCAUAAAAGUGGACGGCAUCGCUGCCUGGAUCCAUGCUUCACACGUGAAAGCUGCACCAGCGGCGGCAUCAUCAGGAUGGCAGGCCCAAAGAACCGACAACCCGCUCAAACUCAAGCUUCUACGAACCUAA
Messenger RNA from Lagenorhynchus albirostris (white-beaked dolphin), 1967 nucleotides. RefSeq lists its product as uncharacterized. NCBI's taxonomy places the organism in Eukaryota, Metazoa, Chordata, Mammalia, Artiodactyla, Delphinidae. The transcript has 3 exons. Bases 45 to 1967 code for a protein of 640 amino acids. The record is from RefSeq and is a predicted model, not a curated record. Gene Ontology annotation, biological process: DNA integration. Gene Ontology annotation, molecular function: nucleic acid binding.